Messenger RNA from Lytechinus variegatus (green sea urchin), 5300 nucleotides. RefSeq names its product regulating synaptic membrane exocytosis protein 2-like. The record is from RefSeq and is a predicted model, not a curated record. Bases 379 to 4734 code for a protein of 1451 amino acids. Lineage: Eukaryota; Metazoa; Echinodermata; Echinoidea; Temnopleuroida; Toxopneustidae. The transcript has 14 exons. Gene Ontology annotation, cellular component: presynaptic membrane; cytoskeleton of presynaptic active zone. Gene Ontology annotation, molecular function: small GTPase binding; transmembrane transporter binding. Gene Ontology annotation, biological process: regulation of synaptic plasticity; positive regulation of synaptic transmission; regulation of membrane potential.
UUUUUCAUCUGCAGAUCGUUGCAGGAUGACAUCACCAAGGCAGAGCAGACAGUCAAGGUCAUCACUGAGGAGAAUAAAGUCAAGAACCUGCAGCAGAACGGGGCAGUCUGUCAAAUCUGUCACAAAACUAAGUUUGCCGAUGGGGUGGGCCACUCCUGCAACUACUGCAAUCUUAAGUCAUGUGCCAGGUGCGGUGGGCGUGUCACUUUAAGAUCCAAUAAGCCAUCACCCGAUAAAGGCACCGGCAGAUCAGAGGUGUUAUGGGUGUGCAAACUUUGUCGAAAGAAGCAGGAAUACCUGACAAAGACAGGACAAUGGUAUCAUGGUGGGACAAAGACACCCCCUUCUACUCCAGGAGACAAACUCAAGCGAUUGGCCAUGUCAACAGAGUCUCUGUCUGCAGCCCUAUCAUCAGCACCAAGCACUCCUGGGGCAGGAGGACCUCCAAACACAACUUCGACGACUGCGGCAAGAGCCGGAACAAUGACGACAACAACGAGCCCUUCAUCGACGACAACGGUGACAACGACUACCAAGACAGUAUCACCAGCAUCAUCGACAUCAUCGAGCCUGAACCUUAGGGAUAGAGAAAGACUGAGUGAUAGCAAAGCGCCUUCCAUACGUGGACAACCGGGUAAAGACGGGACACCUCUAGGUGGAGGCCAGUCCAAGGGUCUGUCAAGAGGGGGUAGCCAACAUGCGCCUUUAACACGCCAGCUUUCAAAGGAUGAUGACUCUGUACCAGGCACCCCUAGACCAGUGCAUAGACCACAUGGUAGAGACAGCUUGAGACAUGUACAUGAUCGGGAUAUACCAGGGAAUAGAGGGUCAAGGCGUGAACCUCUCCAUGGCUCUAGCGGGGACUUGCAUCAUAGAGAUCAGGAUAGGCAUCGGGAUAGGGAUAGGGAUAGGUACCCUCGCAGGGACCGACCAGGCGACCGUGAUCGGUCAAUAAGUGGUGAUAGAUAUGGACCCAGACAGGCUGGGGAUCGUGCCAACUAUGCAGGAAGGGGAAAGCUUCCAGGGCCCGAACACGAGCCGGAUGGUCGCAAGUACCCCGAACCAGAUCAAUACAGAGAUCGUCGGGAACGUUACCCUGAGAAUGAUCGGUACCCUCCCAGAUACCAUGAAGGUGAUGGGCCAGGGAGGGGCUUUCCUCCGGAAGAACGAUUCUACUCGGAUGAUCAAGAGAGGGUUAGACAUUAUCACAAGGAGCCUGUGUCCAGGACCGCAAGUGGACGAUCCCUGGACCGUCAAAGACGGAUGUAUGAUGAUCCUCAGCAGGAGUUUCUGCAGGAUGUUUACUCUGACUCUUCUAGUGUUGUAGGUAAACGAGAUUCAAUCAAUAGAAUAGAAGGAAUGGAACCUCCUUCGGGUCCUAGUGAGAUCGAGCCUCAUAUAGAGAGGAGACCUCGUGAUCGUGAUAGGAGAGACCACAUAACUCAUACAGUGCCAUCGAAUGUUCGCGAGAAAGAGCGUAUCCCAAGUGACUUUGGGCCACCACCUGUGCAAUAUGGAAUGCAUCGAUCCUCGAACUAUGGUAAUUCUGCCGGGAAGCGAGGAAACCAUGGGCAUAGACACACAAACGCGGCGGAAGACAUCCCUGACGCGCGAACGCGGGAUUUAUACGGAGUGCGGACUGACGUGACGCCAAAGCAACAUCUAGACCCCAGUUCGGCGGCGGGGAAAGUGAGUGCAAAAGAUUCGCGCAAGACGGACUCCAUGAUACGCAAUGACUCUUUAAGUUCAGACCAAAGUGAGUGUGUGCGCCCGCCACCUCCUAAACCGCACAAAGGGAAAGGGAUGAGGAAGAGACGUGAUUACUCAUUGAGCAGUUCCGAGGAGGAAAUAAGAUCAACGCCAGACUAUACCAGCUGCGAUGAGGGGGAAAUAGAAAGCGGUAGCAUCAGUGAAAGAGGGUCAGGGGAGUUAGACAUCACAUCCAGUCCCGCUACAGCAGGAUCCAAUAACCAUCCAGGGCUUGCGUCGGGUCACGGGGUCAAGUCAUCCCCGACGGGGGCGACCGCGCCCUCCUCCUCCUCCCAUCACAUCCGACACCACUCGGAGUCGGAGAUAAACCUGGUGUCGUCCCCCAAGAAAAUUGUGCACUUUGGGCGUGGCGAGGCGGGGCACUCGCUGGAGGAGGACGACAGACAGAUCAAAGAUUCGGGGAUCGACACGUGUAGCAGCACCACGCUCAACGAGGAGCAUAACCUAGGGGCAAAGUACCCUGUAAAUUGGCAACCUGACAUGGAGAACAACGUCCUGAUUGGUCAGAUGGUUUUGAGGAAGAACCAAUCAGAGGCUUGCACACAUCAAGACUCCAGCGCCAUACUAGGGUUGAAGGUGAUUGGUGGAAAGAUGAAGGAGGCGGGGCGACUGGGGGCGUUUAUCUCUAAGGUUAAACGAGGUAGCAUCGCGGACACUGUGGGUCAUCUACGGGCAGGUGAUGAAGUUCUCUCAUGGAAUGGUCAUAAUCUUCAAGGGAAAGAUCUCAAUGAAGUUUAUAACAUCAUUUUUGAAUCCAAGAGUGAACCUCAGGUUGAGCUUGUGGUUGCAAGACCAAUGGGAAGUGAGAUACCUCCUUCUUCCAGGGAUAAGAUAGCCCAGUUCCAGUCUCCGAGACCAGACUCUAUCAUGAAGAGAAGCAGUCAAAGUGAGUUACAAUGUUCGAGUGGGUAUGAAUCCAACAAGCCAAAGGAAGAAGAAGAGCCGAUGCCGAUUGUUAGUAGGGUCAAGCGGCCCUCGGUGACCAUCACAAGCCCAGGAAGUCCUGGUCUACCAAGAAGGAACACAUCCCCUACUGCCUUGGGUGAAAUUCAGAUCAAACUUUGGUACGAUAGCAAUAAUUACUUGAUCAAUAUGACAGUCUUGACGAUGCAUGGGGCGCAACCAAGAGAUACGGGGGAUCUCCGCAACCCCUAUGUAAAGGUCUUCCUACUGCCAGAUAGAAGUGAGGAGACAAAACGACGGACCAAGACCAUUCAGAACACACUCAGCCCAAAAUGGAACCAAACCUUCACCUUUGGCCCCAUCAAGAGGUCAGAGUUCAGGGGUCGUGACCUGGAGGUCACCGUCUGGGAUUUUGAACAAUACGGUGCUAAAGAAUUCCUGGGACAGAUGAUACUUCCCCUAGAGGGAGCCCCGUUUGACGGCCAGUCGCACUGGUACUCCCUCUACCCUCACGGCAGCUCACGUAACCAGCCUUCCUCGCCACCCCAACAACCUCCGCCACAACCCAAGAAACAACUCCCGCUCACCACGAACAACAACGGCAACCCUGGCAUGCAUGACAUCAUCGGCAAGCGCAUGGCUCAGGAGAACGGCAGCAUGCGAGAACAACUCUCCCCCAGCUCAGGGGGUCGGAUCACCGACAGCGAUGUCUCCGACUUUGAUGAUGGACUGACCGGCCUAUCAGGUGGUACCACCACAGGGGCGGGGGACGUAGCUAGUAUCUCAUCAUUUGGCAGCAGCUGUAGCCCGCCCCCAGUCAGCGACCAGGAUGACAGGCCCUCUAGUCAAGAUACUGACUUUCCACGUAGUCAAGCCCCGCACAGGCGUGCUGGCAUAGUGACACCUCCAACUCAAGAGGACCUGACACCGAACGAAGAACCCAUGCCCAGCAAACAAAGACGCAACUCUCAGAGCACGCUUGCCGUUCCCGAGAGAGUGUCCCGGAGGCCACGAUCGCCGUCCCCCAUCAGGAAAGAGAGAACGAGAACGAGGCAUUCCGAACCAGCAAUAGAAUAUGGCAGACAACAUCGAGCACAGGACCUCCAGCAGGAGAGGGAUCGUGAUCAAGAUCGGGAUCGGGACCGACCUUUGGAUAGAGACCGGGAAAGGGACCGGAAUCACACCAGGGAGAGAGGACGGGAACGCGACCGCGAUCUUGACCGCGAACUCGACCGCGAGAGAGAGCGGGAUAUGUACUCAUACAGGGGCACAGAGGUUGAUAAUAUAAGGACUUCCCCAAAUUCAACAUCUUCCCGGGGUCAUGAACGUGAGUCCCCUCACCGCUUAGACCGUAGCUCGCCCCCACGUCGGGAGCGCGAGCACCGCUCAAGGACACUCUCCCCUCCUAACAUGUACGAAUACAGUGAGCCCCGGAGAUCCCGGUCGCCAAGCCGCCGGUCAGUCGAUACCUCGCAGUCGGACUCGUACCAGCGGCGUAGCAGGUCCGAGGUCCGAGGGGAGAUGGAGUACGACAGACAGUACAGAGGGCGCCACAUGCUUCCUCCUCCUACGUCGGGUCUAGAUUCCUCCAGUUUACCCAACUCUCCUAUCCACGCGGGACGUAACAGUCCUUCCUCUACCCCUUCAACGCCACGCAAGCAACAGCGAAGGCUACCCCAGAUACCCCCUUCAUCUAAAGCUGAUAAAGGCACUGCCGACAUCGAAGAGCGAGCCAGGCAGAUCAAGCUGAAGAUGAGCCAGUACAAGCAGGCCGCUUCCGCCAACACCCUCUCCCCUCACGGAAGCGGCGGGGGUAUUGGCGGUAGCGGUGGUGGAAGCCUAGAGAGGGGGUCCCACAUGGGGUCGCCAGGCCACGACAUGUCCCUCCCUUUCCAGCAUUCCUCGCACCGACGCAAGCAGAGCCCCGACAACAUCAGCAUCAAGUCCUCCGACAGCAACCUGUCGAGCACCAGCGACGUUUCGGCCGUAACAGCUGCGAGUACGGCGAGUGCCUUCUCAACGCAAUCGGAGCGCCCCCGGCCCACCAGAAAGUUCAGGUAGGCCGACCUUAAUUUACUUUUUUCUAUGCUUUAUUCCUUGAGUGACAGUCCAUAUGUCCAUGCUGUUUCAUGUGUGGUAAAUUCUCAAAAUUCAAGUCUUGACUCUAUGUUUGCAUAUUCUUAAAUAGGGGCCUGUUGCAUAAAACAUUACCAUUGUAACGAAUGCGAUUAAAUAAAGAGGAAAAGCUGAAACCAAUUAAAAAUUCCCAUACAGAUGGUGAGAAAAUGUCAUGACGUGGCCCACAUACGUGUAACAUUUAGAUGAAAAAAAAGAAAACCUUAUUCAUUUGAGAGUUGACAUGAUGAUGCAUGUUCACUGAUUGUAUGAUUUGUUAUCUGAGCGCUGAAGAUUUUUGUGUCAUAUGAUACGCCAUGUCUUAAUGAAUUUGAUCAAUAUCUGCAAGCCUUCUUGGAGAUUUAUAGGAAAUGCAGGAAACACAAAGAAAAGAGAUAUGCAAGAGACAUUCAAUUUGGUUAUGAGAUGAGAUAUCCAUGAAAUGUAUAUGACCAGAUAGAAAAUGAGAGAAAGUUAUAUUCUGUAUAUAAAGGGAGAGACAGAAAGAAAGU